GUACAUAAGACUGAUGUUCCCUGUGCUUCCCUCAUACUAGGCCCUCUUCCUUUUUAUUUAAACUUCUUCGCAUUGUAAGAUACGUUUGUGUCACUUUCGAAAUAAAAAUGAGAAUUUCAUUUUGUAAAAUUAUCUUUCUGAAUUACCUACUUACAUGUGCAAAGUCAGAGGAACCGCACUGUUCAAAAUAUGAUUUUGAAGAGAAAGUUUUAGAGAAAAUGGUUCGCAUGGAAUUUCAAAUGGAGAGAAUGAAAUCUGAAAUGGAACAAACAGUGAAAAAUGUUGACCGGAAACUGAAUAAAAUGGAUGAAAAAGAGGCAAAAAGUUCGUAUACCAUUACAACAACACUGGCAACGUUUGGUGAGAAAAUCGAAGCACUACAAAACAAAACAACAGAGGUUAUUGACACAAAAUUAAAGGAACUGCAAAUUCUUAAAGAUCAGAUUGUGACACCAACUGUGGCAUUCAAGGCAAGGCUAAAUGAUCACACUGCUGCUCCUAAAGGUCAAGUUAUUGUGUUUCCUGUAGUACUUUUCAAUGAAGGAGAUGCCUUCAGCAGUGAGACAGGGAAAUUCACGGCCACAACAAACGGAACAUAUCUAUUUAGUAUAGCAUUAUGUGUGCAGGCAAACAAUUGGAUGUACGUGGUUAUAAUGGUUGAUGGUGUAGCAUACACCAGGACAAACAUGUAUGGUGACGCAAAUAACGGCUGUCAUACAGCUGACACUGUCGCUGUAUUAAAAGCUGGACAGAGCGUGUGGGUUCAGCCGUUUGCUAGUUCAUCUGGUAAUAUAAUCAGACAUUCUUCUUCACAAUUUUGGAACACAUUUUCCGGCGUUUUGCUCCAUAAAUAAAUACAUUAUUUACUGCUUAUGAUUUCACACGAGUUGUUGUACAAUUAUUAAAUAUUAUCAACAUGUUGAUGAAACAAAAGAAAAACGACUCUGUGGAUAGGUAUUAAAACAUUUCAUUCAUUUAUCAUCAUAAUCUUAAAGACAUUUGAUAUUACUUACUUUGUAUAAUAAUGUAAACAUAAUGUCACAAUGUUUCAUUAUUGUGUUAUCUCACUAAUGGUAAAUAAAGCAUCAGGUUAAUAUACAUCAUUGUACUUAACAUAAAGAUAUUUUUGGCAAGUUUUCAUGUAGCCGGAUGGAGUACAAAGGUUCCAAGCCAGAGCUUAAAUGACAAUAUCAUAUACAACUUGGAUUUUAUUAACAGGUGACUUAUUGCAUGAAAAGUAUUGAUUGGAACCUUACGAUGAAGCGAAUGCACCUAUUUAAACCAAACGGAUACUGCGUGUUCGCCUUUAUGGCGGUAAUUCGAACAUUUGCAAAUUUGAAUGCAAGACGCUACAUAGAAAUAGGGCAGAUUAGCCUUAAUACUUCUCUUUUUUAUUUGAAGGUUUUAUAUGACAAAUGUAUACGUGUAAUUAAAAGUAAAAACACAACCGUUGUUAUCAUGGUUAUAGUACAAUGUUGCAAAGAUAAGGUAGUAACAGCAAGCCCUUCUCAUUAUUUCUCAUUUACGCAAGAACCGUAGUUCUUAAGAUAAACGUCAUAUUUAGGAUGUAACCUUUCGUUGUAUAUGAAUGUUUGCUAUGAAAGAUAAACGGCAUAUUUAGUAUGUAGUAAGUUGUUUUGAAAUGUAUGUUUUUUAUGAAAGAUAAUGGUCAUAUUAAGUAUAUGAUAGUUUGUUUAAAAUGCUUAUGAUAAAGAUCAUAUUUAGUAUGGGCCCUAUAACAUUUUGUUUUAUAUGCAUGGUUUUUUUAUCAAAGAAAAACUUCGAAAUGGCGUAUUUAGUAUAUAAUAGUUUGUUUUAAAUGUGCUU
Messenger RNA from Ruditapes philippinarum (Manila clam), 1827 nucleotides. Its product is annotated as heavy metal-binding protein HIP-like. The record is from RefSeq and is a predicted model, not a curated record. NCBI's taxonomy places the organism in Eukaryota, Metazoa, Mollusca, Bivalvia, Venerida, Veneridae. Gene Ontology annotation, molecular function: protein binding. The transcript is spliced from 2 exons. Bases 108 to 854 code for a protein of 248 amino acids.